Messenger RNA from Ornithodoros turicata, 1107 nucleotides. RefSeq lists its product as uncharacterized. The transcript has 2 exons. The coding region runs from base 1 to 1107 and encodes 368 amino acids. Lineage: Eukaryota; Metazoa; Arthropoda; Arachnida; Ixodida; Argasidae. The record is from RefSeq and is a predicted model, not a curated record.
AUGGUGGAUUAUUCCGCAAUUGCAAUCGAGUUGUUUGACUCGGAUUCUGAUGAAGAGACUGAACUGUUCGUUAUUGCAGCAGCGACCGACGUUGUAACGCGAUACGACCGGACGAGGAUCCCGUUAUACUACGAAAAUGUGGUUCCUCGUUACAUGAAUUAUGAGUACAAGCGGAUGUUUCGCUUGUCACUCGACCUCGUGCAACGUAUCUCACAAAUGUUUGAGGCUUCGUCGUACUAUCCCAAGACGCAACGAGGCCGGCCGCGGGUACCUGCCGAGAAGGCAAUGCUUAUGACAUUAUCCUACCUGGGAUUUCAGGACCCCAUCGUAAAGAUUGCUGACAAGUUUAAUACGACUGAGUCGGCAGUCCACACUAGCGUGAUUCGUGUGCUCAACUUUCUGCAGCAUAUUAGCAGCACCGUUAUUGCUUGGCCCGCUGAAGAGCGUCGCGCACUUAUUCAAGAAGGGUUUCAGGAGAAGGUGACGAAGGGUCCUGCGAUACCAAACGUCAUCGGCUGCGUAGAUGGCUCCCACAUUGAAGUCAAAAAGCCCCGUAAGUCACCUGACUCGUACUUCAACCGGAAGAAGUACCAUUCAGUGGUACUACAGGGAAUCUGCGAUCAUCAAAUGAAAUUCUUGGAUGUGUUCGUUGGCUUCCCUGGCUCCGCGCAUGACGCUCGAAUCCUGAGGAACAGCUUUUUUUUCGCAGAUGCUUCCAGGAAGUGUGCUGGUGACUCUGCGUACCCGCUCCUGCCCUGGCUUCUGACUCCAUACAAAAACAUUGGGCAAGCGCUCCCAUCAUGGCAGAAGAAGUACAACUUAGUGCACUCGCAGCAACGAGUAACAAUAGAACAUGCUUUUGGGAUGUUGAAGCAAAGGUUUCGGCGCCUCUACUACGUUGAUGCUGAUAGCAUCCACCAAGUGUGCCUUGUUGUAAUGGGAGCAUGUGUGCUUCAUAACAUGUGCACAGAGGCUGAUGACAUUGAAGACAUUCACAACCUGCCUCAGAAUGAAGAAUCGACGGCCGAAGAACCAGAUCAAGUGGACGAAAUUGCAAGUCAGGUAACGGCGAAGGAAGUGCGCAAACAAAUUGCACGCAGCCUGUAA